AUGCACGGUCAUGCGCAUCACAGCCAUGAGCGCAGUGUGGAGGAACUACAGGAUCGAGGAAAUGUCGAGGAGCGCGAUAAUGUCGUGAUUGUCUACAAGACCCUAGAUCCGGACUUUGUGGGUGAGGUGGGAGGCUACGUUACCGGUGGCCCCAAACACGAAACUGCUACAGAGCCAACUGCUGGCGUCGGCCCUGCGGUCAGUGCGCCUUCGAGAACCAGGGAGCAAGCGACGGAGACCAAAGAGACCGAUAAGGCGCAUACUACCACGGAGAAGGAGCCGCCGACCACCACCAAACACACCGAGGCCCACACCACUCAUGAAACCAAAGCGCAGACUACUGAGGUUACCAAGAUCACCCAGGCCGAAACGACAGAAAAGCAGUCAUCAAGCACGACCAGCGAGAAAGAACUGCCUAUCACGACAACCUCCUUUGUUACUUCGGCAUCGCCCACAGAGUCAAGUCAGGAUGUCAACAACCUCAUUGCGACAACCACCGCUGGAAGUGCCUCGGACUCGGCUGCGUCGGCCUCACCCACUGCCAUUGGGAAUACUACUUCCGCGGGUAUGACCGGUGGUGCAAAGGCUGGUGUGGCCAUCGGUGUCAUCCUUGGUGUGGGCGUGAUAGCUGCCUUAAUCUUCUUCUUUGUCCGCAAGAAGAGAAGAAGCCAGGAGGGAUAUCAGAAUGAGAAGACCUUCGGCGAUGAAGGCCUGCCAGAGGGUUUCGCUGCUUCCUUCCCACCGCCUCCUCCUUCAAAACCGCAGACUCCUGUACAAGCCCCACAGCUCAAUGUCCGUCCCGUUACUCAGUUCGCACCUGAUCUCACUGGAACUGGUGCCUUGAAUCCGACCACCACCGCCGCUGCAGGCGCGACGGCUGGGUCGGCCGCCGUCGCCUCUCGCAAUCUCACUGGGGAAUCGCCACCUCCUACUCCACCAAUGGCUGAGAGCAGCCCUAAUCCAUUCAGUGACCCUGUGAAUCCUUUCAAUCCAGCUCCCGCGCCAGUCAGCCAGAAUCCGUCUCCGACCGCCGAAAGAAGCACUGAACCUUUGGGCUCGGCCGUCGCAGGUGCGGCAGUCGGUGCUGCAGCCAUCGGUGCUGCCGCUGCUGCUUCGUCCCGUGACUCUAAUGGUUCUGACGGCUACCAGUCCGCACAAUCGGGCAACCAUUCUCCCACCGGUUCUACCGACUCAUCGGGCAAUCCUGCCUAUGCCGCCGGUGCAGCGGGGGCGGCAGGAGGUAUGGCCGCUGGCCCACCACCCCCUAACAAUGUUUACCGCGUUCAAAUGGACUUCAACCCCUCUAUGGAGGAUGAGCUUGGACUUCGCGCUGGAGCGCUAGUUCGCUUGCUUCACGCGUAUGAUGAUGGAUGGGCUCUUUGCCAGCGCCUCAAUAACCCCCAGCAAGGCGUAGCACCUCGCUCUUGCCUGUCAGCCCGCCCCGUGGUGCCCCGCGCCCGCCCACCUCCUGGCUCUCGUGGCCCGCCCGUCAUGGGCCCUGACGGUCGUCCAAUGAUGGCGGGAGGCCCACCCCCAGGUGGGAGAUUCUAUCCUCAAGAUGCCCGCCCAAGAUCUCCUCACGCCCCGCCUCCACGUCCUUACCCCGGCCCUUCAGGCGGCCCCCGGUUCCCCGUCGUCCCCCGCUCAAUGUCCCCAGGUCCUGGAGGAAUGCCUCGCUCGAUGUCUCCAGGACCCGGUGGUAUGCCCGGCGCUCGCUCCAUGUCUCCAGGACCAGGUGGUAUGCCAGGCGGUCGCUCGAUGUCCCCCGGUCCCGGCGCAAUGCCUCGUUCCAUGUCCCCAGGACCUGGCGGCAUGCCCGGCGGCCGCUCUAUGUCCCCAGGUCCCGGCGGAAUGCCUCGCUCCAUGGUUCCAGGACCAGGUGGCAUGCCCGGUGGCCGCUCGAUGUCCCCUGGCCCUCGCGCUGGCCCACGCUCCAUGAGCCCCGGUCCGUAUGGGCCUCCAGGCAUGCAGCGGCCAGUGAUGCCGGUCAACCAACGCGCACGCAGCAACAGCGCUAGCAACGCUGUCCCGCCCAUGGCUUCCCCCGCUGCACCUCCAGUCUCAAGUCCACUAGCCGCUCCUACUGCAGCUCCUACUAGCGACCUCCCCGCGCUUCCCGGGUCCGCGCCAACUUCGCCAUCUGGCUCCAUCUCGCGAAAACCGGUCCCCGGUACCCAGGACGCUUAA
Penicillium bovifimosum is the source of this 2187-nucleotide messenger RNA. Its product is annotated as SH3 domain protein. The record is from RefSeq and is a predicted model, not a curated record. Gene Ontology annotation, molecular function: protein binding. NCBI's taxonomy places the organism in Eukaryota, Fungi, Ascomycota, Eurotiomycetes, Eurotiales, Aspergillaceae. The transcript has 2 exons. Bases 1 to 2187 code for a protein of 728 amino acids.